CAUCUCCCCGAGUCCUGCCGCAAUAAAGGCAGAUAGCGGACCAUGGGGAGCAAGGGGGGAACUUUUCGAUGCUGACAUGUUAGGCUAUGACUUUUGACUAACACUUCACUGGGGCCAGGCUCCGGGUGUGAAGGGGGCUCUUUUUCGGGAACGCGCACACGACAAAAAGGGAGACGUCGACUUCUCGAACAAGACGAGACUGAAAGUAUCAGCGGCGGAAAAGUGGACUUGAGCCUUUUUUUACGUUGAAGAUGAGCUUAUUGUCUGCCAUCGACGCUAGCGCCUCCGUGUACCAGCCCGCGCAGCUCCUCAACUGGGUCUACCUCUCCUUGCAAGACCCCCACCACCAGACCAGCGCCUUUGACGCCUUCAGACCCGAACCCAACUCUUCCCACCCGGAUCUCAACUACAGCAAGAGUCCCGCCUCGGCCGACGUGAGCUCGUCCCUCAACUCCAACUAUCUCAACUUCUUUCAGCUGCAACGGAACGAGGCCUUAAACAACAACCUCUAUAAGAAUGUAUCGCCCUAUGGCUCCCUCAAUAACAUCGUGGACGGACUCAACUCCCUGACGGACCACUUCUCAGACCUUUCCCUGUCAUCGGAACCAAGAAAGCCCAACAAGAGACCGCCGCCCAAUUACCUGUGCCACCUGUGCUUCAACAAGGGUCAUUACAUCAAAGACUGCCCUCAGGCACGUCCCAAGGGGGAAGGCCUGACCCCCUACCAGGGCAAGAAGCGAUGCUUCGGCGAGUACAAGUGUCCCAAGUGUAAGAGGAAGUGGAUGAGCGGCAACUCCUGGGCCAACAUGGGACAAGAAUGUAUCAAGUGCCACAUCAACGUCUACCCACACAAGCAGCGCCCGUUGGAGAAACCGGACGGCUUGGACGUAUCGGACCAGAGUAAAGAGCACCCCCAGCACCUGUGUGAGAAAUGUAAAGUCCUGGGUUACUACUGCCGCCGUGUGCAAUAGAGCCAUCCGAGCCGCGUCACGGGGAACCAUCACAGAACCAAGCGGAGGAGGACGUUUGGGCAGGAGAGCCCGCACAUGCAUCUUCUCAUUGGGCUCACGUUCCGGUCAUACGUUACCUCACUUUGGGGUUUGUCACCUUCAGUGUUUACAAAGUUCCGCCUUCCUUUUCCCUGCCAAGUGAAGCGCGUGGUCACCGCGCGCGCCAUCGCCGCAUUUAGGGUCAUCAGCACAUCUUUAUCCUUAUUAACUGUGAAUGAAGCGGGGAUAUUGUGGAUAUUGUGCCGUACGUCCCCAAGCUUACCUUUGGCCUAUUUAUUAUUCUUGUCUCGUGUGCAAUGUGAGUAUGACAUAAAGUAAUAGAUAUGUAUAUUUUUUGUAUGCCGCCGUGUUGCUUUAGAAACUACUGUAGGUUCAGUGGCUAGUUCCCUCGUCAAGUAUUUUCUAACAAAUGUAUCUUUGGUGCAAAGAUGGCCAUACUGUACGUGACGUGCGUGAGAGGUUCAGGAAGUCGUGUUUUGGUGCGCGAUCAUUCUCUAACCGUGAAAGAUUAUAAUGAACGUUUCAGUUGCGGGCGCAGCGGCAGCGUGUUGGAACGUGCAGAAGGCAAAGAAAGUGCAGCAAUUUGAAGAUGGGUGACGUUAAAAUAUCAGGGGCAUACUGUACUUCAUAGGGAAAAAGGAGCCAAAUGAUGAGGGAACAUUUGGGAAAUAUAAAAACCAAAUGGUAGAAAUUGGACAAUAAAGUCAUCAUGACGCGGGAAUAAAGUCAGAAUAUUUGGACAAUUUUAUCGUUCUUUACAAGAUAAAUCUUAUCUUGGAAGAGGGAGGGUGUUGCAAGAAAAGUUUAAAGUUAUCUUUUGACAAAAAUAGCAAAAUAGGAGCAUCAAGUCACAUUUUUUUAAAUAAAAAAAAAACACAAGAACAAAGAACCUAAACAAAAGUCAGGAGAGUUAAACGCUAAAAUAUUUUUUCUCUUGCAUAAAUAGACUUUAUUUUGGUGAACUGCUUUUUGGUGGCGUUUUUCCUGAUGUUAUUCCAGCUUGACUCUGCUAAUAUGUCAACGUUUUUCACUUGACCUUUAUUCUCCUUUUAGUGUAAUGUUUAUCUGAAUAAUACGAUGGAUCCCACAUUGACCCCGAUCAACAUUUAGGGCAGAAUUUCGGUCCAAAAUUUUUUGAAUUAAUUAUAACUAUUAUAUAACUAUUAUAUAACUAACUAUACAUUUUCUACUUGAUGCCAGGCUUAAACCUGGACUGUGGCAUGAAGGAAAAACGGCAAUUGAAAAGAGAAGGGUUUGGUUCUGGAGUAGAAUCCAAUGUAAUAAAUACUACAGCCACUUUUAUUGCAAAUGUUGACCAGAAACCAGAGAGGAACAUCAAUGUAAAAUGUAAAAUGAGAACUUUAUUCUUGUCCAUUUUUGUCUUUUUCCUUGUAAUUGUAUGACUUCAGUCACAAAGUAGUAUCAUUUUCUUUGAGGUGUGGCCUUAAUACCGGGAGGACUUAUGGAACGUGAUGUUGUUGUUUUGUUUCAUAUUGUCAACCUCACGUGCAUCACGGUGUCAAGCAAAUAGACGAUAUAUAUAGACACACAUUAUAUAUGCAAUGUUUGCCUGCCUUGGGAUUGUUGUCAUAGCAACUAUUUUCACACGCCAGUCAACUAUUUUUCUAUUGUGAUCGAUUCUACGUGCCUUUGGAUGAGCUCACAGACGAAGGAAAAAAUGUUCCAAAAUGGUUGAGUUUGUGUGUGAGUCACUAGUAACAUCAUUUAUCGCCUGACGUUAAGGUCCAUCCUUAAAGUAGCAGUUUUUCGUGCUCCAGGGCUCCCCCUACAGCUACCAAGUGCAAUUGAAGGACUGAUCGUGAUUGGGAACAACUCACAUUGUUUCUUCUUCUGUUCACGUUGUGUGCCAGCGAUGCCUUGCUGUUGUCCACCUAGCGUGUUUUGUCCUUUAACAUCCUUUCAAAACACACAAAGCCGCCCGACGACAGUGUCUGUGGCACAUUUGCAGCAAAUGGGGGCCGUUCACAUACUUUUUUUUGGGGGGGGGGGUCUUGAAUUACAUAUACUUGACUUUUGUAUUAGCUGUGUAUUUUGCAAAAAAGACAAAAAAGGUAGAAAUUUUAUAGCAAACUGCAAACUCUGCAAAAGUAUAUUUACAAAUGAAUGACUGUUUAUGUAUAUAUUUGAUAGCCAUCAUUAAAAAAAAAUAUAUUAGCUGAGUUAUGCAAUAUUAUACAGCUUGUGUGUGAAGAAGGGCUUAUUCCUGAGAAAUAAACCUAGCUGGGAGUUUCUUAUAACUUUGUUUUACAAUAAUCUGGAGGAUUAUCCUUGCAGGAGUAUUUAUAGAUUUGUUUUUUUACAAUUAUUAUUUUGUAUAGAAUAUGCAAACACUACAAGGAAAUACUGAUGUAGAAUAUUAUGAAGGAAAAAAGCUGGUACAUAAUUAAUCUUUUGUCAGUUGUAAGCCAUUGUAUUGAUUGUACUUUGUGAUAUAUAACCUGCAGUGUUACUAACUCCGAGGCAUGUAAUCAUGUUGAACUAUGAAGAUGAUAUUGUGUAAACAUGCAGAAUGUCUCCUCGCCACUGUAUGAGCAGUUCAAACUGUGACAUGAUGUAUUAUGGGAUGUUAUCUUUUAGCUAUGACUGACAAAGAACUAGCUGACAGUUUGCAUGAGCUUGGUUUCCGAUGAAGUAUUAUUUUGUGCAAUGUUACACAGUAGUAUUAUUUAAAUACUGCCCCGUCCACACGGAAACAGCGUUCCAGAGGUAACCCUAGACCUGCAUUUUAAAAAUCUACCAGCGGUGCUUUGUCAUCGCCAACGUCGCCGCCAUAUUGGAUGUUCAAUCACAAUCACAUUGUACAUAAACAAUUUCAUUGUUUUUGGUGCCUACCUGUUUCCAAAGUAUACUAGUUCGUGUGUGAACGUAUAAACGAGAAGAAUUCAGUCAAGUUUCUUUGUAGAAAGGCGCUUUACGAAAGAAAGUUUACUUGUAUUCAUUGCCUGCGAGGACUAGCUAAACACUUAUUUUGUUAGCUCCAUGACGUGCCGCGCCUUCGCCGUCACGUGACCAGAAAUGACUGGUCUGUACCACUAAAGAGGUGUAAUAUUAAUACUUCGCCUGUAACUCCCCAUUCGACAUUAUCCUGAUACUUUUUGUCUUAUACUACUUCGCUGAAGUAAUUCUACUUCGUCGUCAAUUCGGCUUCAAUGGACAUGGAUUUUAAUAUCGUAAAAACAAAAAAACACUCACAACCCGGAAGCGUUCCCGUGUGGACUAGGCCAUUUUGUGAUCAUGAACAUUUACAGCCAAGCCUCGUUGAAUAAUUACUGAAUGUAUGUGGUGUGUUAACAAAUCAAAUGUGUUACGCAACAUUGUAAGACAUUUUUAUAUGUACAGGAAAAAAAAACACAUGGGGGAGAAGUGGGGGUUCUGCAAAAAGGAGGACACUAGUGGGUGUGUGCGUCUGUUUUCAUGUCCAUGAAAUGGCAUUCCAAAAUGUGCCUUAUUUUGUUAGUUAGGAAAACAUGUUAGUGCCGUCGAGUUUGAAUAAAAGUCGUACUGAAAGUUGCUUUAUUUCCUUUCUUGGUGUUUCUUUUCCUGGUCGGUCUCGUC
Doryrhamphus excisus (bluestripe pipefish) is the source of this 4586-nucleotide messenger RNA. NCBI's taxonomy places the organism in Eukaryota, Metazoa, Chordata, Actinopteri, Syngnathiformes, Syngnathidae. The record is from RefSeq and is a predicted model, not a curated record.